Messenger RNA from Chrysemys picta bellii (western painted turtle), 767 nucleotides. The record is from RefSeq and is a predicted model, not a curated record. Lineage: Eukaryota; Metazoa; Chordata; Testudines; Emydidae.
GAGAAGGGGAAGUUCCAGCAGCCAAGGGAGAUUUCUCCUGAACUGGAAGUGAGACUCAGUGAUUUCUCCCAGAAAACUAUUGCUGUAAUGGAGACUCUGAGGAAGUUCAAAGACAUUCUGCCAGCUAAAUUGGAGAUAAGAAGAGUGGAACCCCUAGAAGCACACCGACAGGCGAAUGUGACUCUGAAUCCAGACACGGCUCAUCCCCAGCUCGUCCUGUCUGAGGAUCGGAAAAGUGUGAACGGUGGAGACACGCGGCAGCGACUGCCCAACAACCCUGGGAGAUUUGACACUGUGUACUAUGUGCUGGGCUGUGAGGGAUUCACCUCGGGGAGACAUUGCUGGGAGGUGCAGGUGGGGGAUGGGCGAUUCUGGGCCGUGGGGGUGGCAAGAGAGUCUGUGAAGAGGAAGGGAUGGAUCAGCCGUAGCCCUGAGGAUGGGAUCUGGGCUGUGGGGCUGUGGAAGGGUCAGUUCCAGGCCCUCACCUCCCCUGAGACCCGUCUGCCCUGGCGACGGGUCCCAAAGAGGAUCCGGGUUUGUCUGGACUGUGACCAGGGGCAGGUGACAUUUAUCACUGCUGGUGACAAGGCCCCGAUCUUCACUUUCCCGCCAGGCUCCAUCCCUGGGGAGAGAAUCCUACCCUGGCUCUGGGUGGGGGACAAAGACACCUGGCUCAUACUGUAUCCCUGAGGGGGAUUUUCCCACCCAUUCAAGAAUACAAGAGUCACUGAAGAAGAUGACAUUUUGAUUACGAGGCACGGGCUAAU